AUGGAUUCUCGAUUCCAGCCUGAGGGAUUGACCUUCGACAGCAAGGACAACAACAACUUCAAUCCUAGCUUUGACAACAAUGGACCAAGCUACUCCCGCCCUCAGUCCGACCCACGCCCGGGUCUCUACCCUGUGCAGAAUGGUCUCCCUACUUCAGUUCGACCAGUCUCUCGACCCCAACAAACUCAGUACGCGCCCCAAGCAUACCAGCCUGACAACAUGAACAACGGUCAAAAUCCUCAACACGACAAUGGCGGCUUUCCUAUGAAUGUUCAGCAACCCACAAACACACAACAGCAGAACCAGUACCCUCCUCAGUCUCAACAGACCACCAGGACGAACACCUGGGUUCAGACACCUAUAGACCCAUACCCUGCUGGAGGAGAAACCUACUUCACAGGACCCGUAGACGGCAAUGGUUAUCCAAUCGAUUCUAAGGGCAAAGAGCCGGAGAACCCAUUCAAUGACCCACCUCCGCCUCCACCCGCCAUGCCAAUGCCUCCAGCCUCAAUCGACCUCGAGAAGCAGAAGCAUGAUGAUCAUGGUCACGGAAGCGGCUGGGAUCACAACUCGAAGCUACCACACAGGCGGGACCCGAACCAGCCAUAUAUGACAUUCGGCGACCGUCUUCGCCAUUUCACCUGGGCUUGGUACACCCUGACCAUGGCCACGGGUGGUGUUGCCACACUAAUCUCCGUUCAGCCCCACGCUUUCCCUGGACUGAUUACCAUCGGCGCCAUCUUCUACGUCAUGAACAUCAUCUUCUUCACUGUCAUCACUGGCACUAUGAUUCUACGUUUUACCAAGUUCCCUGGUGCUUUCAAAGGCUCUAUCACGCACGAGCGCGAGGCGCUUUUCCUGGGGCCUUUCUUCCUCUCUAUAGCCACCAUGAUUACGGGAACGGAAAAGUACGUCAUCCAAGCUUAUGAGAUGGAUCAUCCCAACCGCGCCUGGGCGGUUACCACUAUGUCGGUCGCGUUCUGGCUUUACACCUUCUUUGCCUUCAGCUUGGCUGUCUUCCAAUACUCCUUCCUCUUCGGCGCGCACACAUACAAGUUGAACAGUUUUAUGCCUUCAUGGCUGCUGCCAAUCUUCCCCAUCAUGCUUUCAGGAACUAUCGCUUCCGUCAUCGCAUCCAACCAGCCACUAAGCGCCAGAAUGCCCAUCAUUGUAGCAGGUCUUGGAUGUCAGGGUCUCGGCUUCACUGUUGCCAUUCUCAUGUACGCUCACUACAUUGGACGACUCAUGCAGGUCGGAUAUCCCGACCGCGAGCACCGUGGAGCUAUGUUCAUCGGAGUUGGACCUCCCUCUUUCACCUGCUUAGCACUCAUCGGAAUGGCAAAUGCGCUGCCCCCAGACUUCGACCUUCAGGGCGAUGGACUUAUGGAUGGCAAGCUCAUUCGCACUUUGGCUAUCGUUGCUGCUCUAUUCCUCUGGGUACUGGCUAUGUGGUUCUUUAUGAUUGCUCUUGUUGCUGUUAUCAGCUCCUGGGCUGUCUACUUCCACUUAGGUUGGUGGGCCAUGGUUUUCCCCAACACCGGGUUUGCCAUUGCCACCAUCUCCAUUGGUAACGCCCUGCAAGACGAAACAAUUCUGUUUGUCGGCAAUGGUCUCUCCAUUGCCAUCAUUGCAAUGUGGUUCUUUGUGCUAUUCAACCAUGUAAGGUCCGUCAUUGUCGGUGACAUCCUCUACCCCAUGAGGGACGAGGACGUCGCAGAUCAUUAG
This is a messenger RNA of Didymella exigua CBS 183.55, 1725 nucleotides long. RefSeq lists its product as uncharacterized. The record is from RefSeq and is a predicted model, not a curated record. Gene Ontology annotation, molecular function: malate transmembrane transporter activity. Lineage: Eukaryota; Fungi; Ascomycota; Dothideomycetes; Pleosporales; Didymellaceae. Gene Ontology annotation, cellular component: membrane. The coding region runs from base 1 to 1725 and encodes 574 amino acids. Gene Ontology annotation, biological process: malate transmembrane transport. The transcript is spliced from 2 exons.